AUGGCCGCGAAACAGCCGACGGCGAAUCAGAAGAAUCGCAAGUACAAAUGCGAUGUGAGCGGCUGCGAGUGGUCGUUCGACGAACGCGGAAAACUCUUGCGACAUCUCGACACACACAUUUCGUACGGCCGCUUCUGCUGCCUUCUGUGCAAAGAAGAAUUCAUUCACGAGUACAACAUCUAUCCGCAUUGGCGAAAAGUCUGCGCCAGCAUGCAGAGCACAUUCGGCAAUGGUGAGCUUCUCCAUGUCUCCACCGAAGAGCUCAACAAGAAAGCAACAGCGUUGAUCAAAACCAUCGAGGACAAGGUCGAUUAUUACGAGGUCGGCGCCGUCUCAUUUCGACCGUCAAAAGAUUAUAUAAUUGAUGUGAGCGAAAACUCGGAGUUAUCGUUCUACGCCACAUGCUAUUUGUGCGGUUUGUCGUUGCCGGCCAAAUUCAUUCGGGCGCACAUCGACGCGCAUCGCGGCCACUACGCAAUCGACGAGGACGCGUUUCAGCGAUUCAUGUGCAAUUUGUGCUCGCUGACGUUCUCGGCCGUUGAACAACUUUACAAACAUUGGUACGAAACCUGCGAGGAGGUGGAGGCGAAUCACGACGACGUUCGAUCGUUGACGUCCGACGAGCUCCUCGGAUUGGUCUAUUCGAUUCUACAACAAUCGGUGCCGUUGAGCACGUGCGAGCGAAUGCGUCGGCACGACAUCAAUGUGACGGCGCGCUUCUGGAGGACCGACGUCAAGUCGAGCAACGCGCCCAACAUAAAAUAUUUGCGAUAUCAACACUCGGUCUAUCCGUGGCCGUCGACGAAUGUCACGUUCUACGAGGCGAGCGAGCAAAUAUCGAUGAAUGGCGAAUUCGAAUUGAAGAGAAAAAGCUACGACGCCAAUUUCAAUCGUGUCAAUUUGCUAGCCGACAUGUGCCCCUCAUUCUACGCCAUGUACGCCUAUUGGCUGAACGUUCGAAUACCCGACGACACGCAUCCAAAUCCAAUUUGCCGCCUUUUGACAUAUGAGAACACACCGUACAACAAACGAUUGUCAUCAAUGUCGAUGACGUCGCGAUCUUAUCCGCAAAUCAACAAAUCGUUUCCAAUGUACCGAAAAUGGAAUCCACAUUAUGGCGAUGUCUCGUGCAAUAUUUGUCGAACAGUUUUCGCCAAUCGCGGUCGUCUCAAGCAACACAAACGAGUCAUGCAUGAGGCGAUGCUCGGUUUAUGCGUUUUGUGCGCCGAACAAUUAUCGUCGUAUUGCUCGUUGGUGGACCAUUGGAGAUUCGAAUGUCCAACAAUCGACGGGCUUCUCUCCGAAGAGGAGAAGCGAAACGCGAGCGCCGGACUGCUCCGCGAGCUCAUCUAUCGUUUGAACGAAGGCAAUUUGAUGAGGAGCGAGAACGAGCCGCUCGAUGAAACGUUGUGGAAAUUGAAGAGCAGAUAUUUUUUGACGACCAACGCGGCGCCGGUCGUCUUGAAAACCGAGCUGAAGGCGUUCGUCGAGCAUCGCAUUCGCGCAUUUCAAGGAAUGCUUGCACUGGAAAACAACCAACAAGAUGAGCCUCGAGAAACCGAGGUUAUUCGCGAAUUCUUCGAGCGGCAAGAUCAACGACAACGAAGGCACGAGCGACGUGACGAUGCGACGAUGAGUGACGGCGACGAUGGCGAUGGCGAUGGCGAUCGAGACAAAAAUGUGGCGUCGACGAGCAGCGGGGAGAUGGCGAACGCGGGUUUGCCGAUGAAAUGGGCCCGACAUCGACGACAUUCGUGGCAUCGACGCAACACCGACGGACAUGCGAUUGAAGGCGACGAAGGGCGCUCUCAAAGCGGCGUUGAAGACCGCGAGCUGAUACCGCCCAACGAUUCGAUUCCGCAAUAUCUCAAUUCGGAAGCGAGCGAUGACGUCGUCGUGAUGGCCGACGCUUCGACGAAAUCCGACCGAAAAGCGACGAAGCGUUCGCGAAACCGACGCGGCGCGUCGAGGCGCCACAAAUCAUCGGAGGAUCGCGUCGACGUCGACGUCGACGACGAUUUCGGCAACAUUCGCGAAAUCGCCAGCGAUCACGUGAUCGCGCAGGGCUCGAAAAUGCGCGAGCGUUUCGAGUCGCGUUACGCGAUGCUCGAAUCGACCGAGCCGAUGCUCUACACGACGAUUCAGCGGAAAAAGAAUCACACGACGAAUUGGGCCAACGAUCGUUGCAUUAUUUACGACAACGCGUUGAUCGAUUUGCGCAAUUUUUUGCCGCUCGAAAUUUCGUGCGCAGUCUGCUAUACGGCCGACGGUGAAGCCGUCAUCGGAGGAACAUGGCGUUUGCCGAGAGAGGACAUCCCGAAAAAAGAGCUUCAAAUCGGAUCGACUAUCAAAGGACCAAAAGGUGUCGAACUGGAAGUGAUCAGAGUCGAGAGCGGCGACGAUUAUGAGCCGCUAUUGUUUCCCGUUCAAUAUGUGCCAAAAUUGAGGCGAAAUGGGAAGCUGAUUCGUCUAUUCAAAUGCAAUCCGAUUCGUGUCGACGGCGAAAACGAUGAUGUCCGAAUUGGGAAGUGA
Messenger RNA from Caenorhabditis bovis, 2532 nucleotides. NCBI's taxonomy places the organism in Eukaryota, Metazoa, Nematoda, Chromadorea, Rhabditida, Rhabditidae. The record is from the annotation of a GenBank genome assembly.